Molecule: messenger RNA, 1578 nt
Organism: Aplysia californica (California sea hare)
Lineage: Eukaryota; Metazoa; Mollusca; Gastropoda; Aplysiida; Aplysiidae
Product: RNA-binding protein Musashi homolog 2
Cellular component (GO): cytoplasm
Molecular function (GO): RNA binding
Source: RefSeq, a predicted model, not a curated record
AUCGAGGAUGGAAUGUUGAUGUUUGAUAAGACCACAAACAGGCAUAGGGGUUGAGUGCAAGAAGGCCCAGCCUAAGGAAGUGAUGGCCCCCACCAACUCCCUGGUCAGAGGACGGGGCAUCGCCCGGGGAGCGAUAGUGACAGAGGAUGGGACAAUAGUCUAUACGGACUCCUUGAUCGGAGAAGAUCCGCUUAUUCCAGAAAUAUGCUACAUGCACCCGGGCUUCCCAGGGUUCGCCGCCGCAGCCGCCUAUGGACGUGCCAGCUUCCCUCCCCUGGCUCCUGGCUACAUCACCUACCCGACAGACCACCAGCCUGGCCAGUGCACUGCUUGCUGGCCGCAACUUUUAACGACGCCCGCAGGCAACAUGAGCCACAUAGGGUCAAGGACGGAUUCUCUUCUACACUUCUAUUUUAUACUCUUCAAUGUUUUCCUACACGUCUGCAGGGCUCAUGAACUCUGGGCUUCUCUCGCCGCGGCCAUGAUGCAGUCCUAACUUCCUCUUCUUACAGCUCGGCUACUUACCAAGCAGUGGAGAUACAAAGCAGUCGAGCAGUUACAAAAAAAAAAGAUCGACAACAAAUUAUAAAUAAAUAAACCUCAACGAAGGAUGGAAAUUCGAACUGAUCUGGAAGGUUUUUUUUGUAAUGAACUUUUUUUUUGUUGAUUAAUUAAAAAUGAUAAAAUAACUUUCUGUCUCUCUCUCCCUUUUUUCCCUUAUUGUUUUGAGCAACGACAUUUAUUGCAUACUGUUUACACCAAUAUACAUUCUGGUAAAUACAUGUGUACCACUUUAUCUUUGUAAUGAGCUUUUCUGAGCUUAUAAUAUAAAGUUAUGUCAGUAUCAUCUAUUCUUGUUUUUUUUUGUGUUUUUUUUUAUUUUACUUUUUUGAACAUUUUGAUACCCGGGGUGGUUUGAUGGGGUUUCCUGCCUGCAUUCUAUGUUUGGUCAAUGAACACAUGAACUUACAGGGUGAUUGCCCUAAACUUCUGGCAAGAUUAUUGUGUUCUGAGAUAAUGUGUCUCAUUCUCAUUUGUGUGGAUCGUUAUGAUCUGUUCUCCUAUAUGUUUCUGCUUGUGUAAUUUACACUUCUGUUAAUUAAUUUCUUUUUUUUUUUUUUUUUACUUUUCAAAGUCUCAUGGCAUUAUGAUGAUGUGGUCAGAUAGAAGGAGGAUUAGAACACUGAGCAUGAGAUUGGUAUUGAACAACAUUGGUAUCUUUCUUGAUAUAGUGGAAAGAAAUCUAGGGAUUUGAUGUAGAAUUUAUAAGGUCAAAUUUAAUUAUGUGCUCUUUACUCCUCCGCAAGGAACAGGACAAACUCUCUGUCCUCGUUGUCUCAGAGUUUGAAGGUAGCAUGAACAGCAUCUUCUGUAAAAGAAAAAAAAAGAAAGUCAUGACGACAAGUGACCAGAUGGGGCUAUUUUCAAGACACCUCCCCCCCCCCCCCCCCCCCCCAAUAAACAACAACGACCAAAACAUUUUUAACAUAGCCAAUGACAGUCCCAAGCCAAAUAUAUAUACCAACAUUGCCGAAGACUUUUGACUAAAGUAACACAAAAAAAAAAAAGAUCCCCAAA